CUGCUGAGGCCCCUGGUGCUGAGUCUCCUGCUGUUGAUGCUCCAGCUGCUGAGGCUUCUGUUCCUGGGUCUCCUGUUGUUGAUGCUACAGCUUCUAAUGCUUCCAGUGUUAAGGUUCGAGCUGCCGAGACUAUUAAUGUUGAUGAUCGAGUUUUUGAGGAUCUGAUUGAGAAUCUAUUUGAGACUUUUGCUAUUAAGGUUCAUGUUGCUGAUGCUGUAGUUGACAAGACUGUAGUUGUUGUUGAGGCUCCAGUUGUCGAGGCUCUUGUUGUUGAGGCUCCAGUUGUUGAAUCUCCAGCUGCUGAGGCCCCUGGUGCUGAGUCUCCUGCUGUUGAUGCUCCAGCUGCUGAGGCUUCUGUUCCUGGGUCUCCUGUUGUUGAUGCUACAGCUUCUAAUGCUUCCAGUGUUAAGGUUCGAGCUGCCGAGACUAUUACUGUUGAGUCUCCUGUUUUUGAGGCUCUUGCUCUUGAGACUCUUGCUGCUGAGGCUCUAGUUUUGGAGGCUCCUGUUGUUGAGGAUCCAGUUGUCCAAGCUCUUGUGGUUGAGGCUUUAGUUGUCAAGGCUUCAGUUGUUGAAUCUUCAGCUACUGAGGCUUCUGUUGUUGAUGUUUCAGCUGCUGAUGCUCUAGUUGUUGAGGCUGCUGUAAUUGAGGCUCCUGAGUCUCCUGUUGUUGAGGUUCAUGCUCCUGAGACUCUUGCAGCUCCUGUAGUUGAGGCGACAGUUGUUGAGUCUUCAGCUGCUGAGGCUUCUGCUGCUGGGUCUCCUGUUGUUGAUGCUCCAGCUGCUGAUGCUCCAGUCGUAAAAGCUCCAGUUGUUGAGGCUGUUGUUACUGAGGCUCCAACUUAUGCUGAGGCUCUUGCUACUGAGACUCUCACUGCUGAGGCUCCAACUGAUGCUGAGGCUCUUGCUGCUGAGACUCUCACUGCUGAGGCUCUAAUUGUUGAGGCUCCAGUUGUCGAGGCUCUUGUUGUUGAGGCUCCAGUUGUUGAGGCUCCAGCUGCUGAGGCCCCUGGUGCUGAGUCUCCUGCUGUUGAUGCUCCAGCUGCUGAGGCUCCUGUUCCUGGGUCUCCUGUUGUUGAUGCUACAGCUUCUAAUGCUUCCAGUGUUAAGGUUCAAGCUGCCGAGACUAUUACUUGCUGA
This is a messenger RNA of Plectropomus leopardus (leopard coralgrouper), 1139 nucleotides long. The record is from RefSeq and is a predicted model, not a curated record. Lineage: Eukaryota; Metazoa; Chordata; Actinopteri; Perciformes; Serranidae.